This is a messenger RNA of Thamnophis sirtalis, 831 nucleotides long. The record is from RefSeq and is a predicted model, not a curated record. Lineage: Eukaryota; Metazoa; Chordata; Lepidosauria; Squamata; Natricidae.
AUGAUAGAAAACAGUUUCUCAAAUGAUUACACUGUGGAAUAUUUCACCAUUUACAGCAGGAAAAAACAUCUCCUAGUUUCUAUCCAUCCAAUUGAAUCCAACAAAUUGAGCUUGCUGCAGAUCCUAUCAACCAAAAAAGUGAUCAUAGUUACUUUAGCUACAUGUCUGCUUUUAGCUUCAAAAACCAUCUGCCACAAUGAAUCAUUAAUGACCAGUUUGCGGACUAAAGAAGAAAACAGUGAGAAAAACUCUUCUGAGUCCAAUGAAGACCUUAUAGAAGAAAAACAGAGAAGUGUGAAUCUUGAAGAACUGAAAGACUGGGAACUGAAGAACAUAGUUAAGAUGAGUGGACCAGCUGGGAAGGUAGUGCCAAGUUCAAUGGCUAAUUUGCCAUUGAGAUUUGGCCGAAACUUCCUGGCAAGAAGAAAUAUCAAACCUACAGCCAAUCUGCCCCUCAGGUUUGGAAGGGCUUUUAGACAUUUCUCACACAGUUUUGAGAAAGAUCCUUCAGUUCAAACUUUCUUCCAUUCGCUACCAGAGAAAUUUGGGAGAUCCUUUCUUUUCAAUUUGAUUCAAGGCACCCAGGAUUGUGACCAAAUAAAAAAUAGUUUUACUUGUGUGAUACAGACACUGCGCAGUUUUCAAGAUCCGGUUGUUGAACAGCAGCAGCAACUAACCCACAAACUGCAGGCAACUGGUAGCACGUGGCAAGCUUUUGUUUAUCCAGAAGCACCUGGAGAAGUGGUGGGGGAACAAGGGGAACAUACGCUUUAUGAAAGAUACCUCUAUGCCCCACCCACCCCCAAGAAGGAGAAGAAGAAAAAUGAUUAA